Messenger RNA from Xenopus tropicalis (tropical clawed frog), 3750 nucleotides. RefSeq names its product galactose-3-O-sulfotransferase 4, gene 1 (gene gal3st4). Gene Ontology annotation, molecular function: galactose 3-O-sulfotransferase activity; galactosylceramide sulfotransferase activity. Gene Ontology annotation, cellular component: Golgi membrane; membrane. Gene Ontology annotation, biological process: glycolipid biosynthetic process. The record is from RefSeq and is marked validated. NCBI's taxonomy places the organism in Eukaryota, Metazoa, Chordata, Amphibia, Anura, Pipidae.
CAGAUAUCCCAGUUCAGUAGCCAUUGAUAUAAGUAAGCUGCAUGGUGUGCAUUAUCAGCUAGGACUGAGGCAAGACGACUGCUGAGAAGACUCUGGGCUAACAGGGAGACGUGCCGGCCUCGCUCGGUAAGGAGAUUACGCUGAGGGUGAGAGGAGGAGAGACCCCCUGAGACAUCUACGAGGGAGCUGCGUAGCUUGGAGGAAACAAUGAAGUUAGUCCGGUUCUGCAGGCAAAUAACCCAGAGGCUCUGGCUUUUUGUUCUACUGACUCUCGGGGUUUCUGUUUGGCUUCUGGGCACCAACACCCAGCAAAGGAGGCUUCUCGGCAAUGCUUCAGAGGAUACUUGCCGGGCAAAGAAUCACAUAAUGUUCCUGAAGACCCACAAGACAGCGGGGAGCUCCAUCCUGAACAUCUUGCACCGCUAUGGCGACAGGAACUCCCUGAACUUCGCUUUGCCCUACGAACGGGACUUUAACUACUCCAGUUAUUUCAACGCCAGCUGGGUGAAAGGGUUCAACAAUGCCAGCCGGGCGCCCUACGAUAUCCUCUGCCAUCAUAUGCGCCUCAACAUUUCAGAGGUUGGCAAGGUCAUGCCUUCAGACUCCUUCUACUUUACCAUUCUACGGGAUCCAGCUGCCAUGGCCGAGUCGGCUUUCUCUUACUACCGAACGUACUGUCCCACCUUUAAAGAGGCACCAAACCUGAAGGCGUUUAUCUACAACACUUCUCUUUAUUAUCGACCCAACAACGAAUCUCAUCAUUACGCCCGCAACCUUCUGUGGUUCGAUCUUGGGAUGGACCCUGAUGAGCCUUUCACAGAGGAAAUGGCAAGUGAGGGAGUAAGGGCGGUGGAAGAUGCCUUCAACCUUGUCCUAUUUGCCGAGCACUUUGAUGAAUCAGUUAUCCUUCUCAAGGAAGAACUGUGCUGGGAGCUUGAUGAUAUAUUGACAUUCAAACUCAAUGCUCGGGAGACCCCCACGCAACUAGAACAAGAGGACAUUGAGAGGUUACGGGCUUGGAAUUCCCUGGACUGGUAUCUUUAUGUCUAUUUCAACCGCACUUUCUGGGAAAAAGUGGAGCGAUUUGGUAGGGAAAGGAUGGACAUGGAAUUGAGGAGGUUAAGAGAACGCAGACAACAGCUGGCUGAGUUGUGUCUGGAAGGCUUGAAGCCUUUAAAAGCUGAUGAAAUACAGGAUGAGGAGAUAAAGCCAUAUCAGCCUACGGAUGAGAAGAUCUUAGGUUGGAAAGUAAGACAUGAUCUCAGGCCCAGCACCAAGGCCAGAUGUGUCCAAAUGAUAACUCCAGAGGUGCAAUACAAGUACCUUUUGGAUGACUGGCAGUUCCCAGAAGAUGCACGGUACAGGGCCAAGGAAAAGGAGCUAGAAGCCAAGAAAAGGUCAAAGAAGAUCCGAGGGAAAAAACCAGAGGCAGCUCCAGUGAAUAAACUAGCAGUGUCUCCAAGGAAUAAGCCAGACAUGGUUGCAGAGAAUAAGCCAGAAGUGGUUGCAGGGAAUAAGCCAGAAGUGGUUGCAGGGAAUAAGUCAGAUGUGGUUGUAGAGAAUAAGCCAGAAGUGCCUUAAGAGAAUAAGCCAGAAGUGCCUUAAGAGAAUAAGCCAGAAGUGCCUCCAGGUAUUUAGCCAGAAGUGGUUGCAUGGAAUGCAUCAGAAGUGGUUGCAGGGAAUAAACCAGAAGUGGUUGCAGGGAAUAAGCCAGAAGUGGUUGCAGGGAAUAAACCAGAAGUGGUUGCAGGGAAUAAGCCAGAAGUGGUUGCAGGGAAUAAGCCAGAAGUGGUUGCAGGGAAUAAACCAGAAGUGGUUGCAGGGAAUAAGCCAGAAGUGGUUGCAGGGAAUAAGCCAGAAGUGGUUGCAGGGAAUAAGCCAGAAGUGGUUGCAGGGAAUAAGCCAGAAGUGGUUGCAGGGAAUAAGCCAGAAGUGGUUGCAGGGAAUAAACCAGAAGUGGUUGCAGGGAAUAAGCCAGAAGUGGUUGCAGGAAUAAGCCAGAAGUGGUUGCAGGGAAUAAACCAGAAGUGGUUGCAGGGAAUAAGCCAGAAGUGGUUGCAGGGAAUAAGCCAGAAGUGGUUGCAGGGAAUAAGCCAGAAGUGGUUGCAGGGAAUAAGCCAGAAGUGGUUGCAGGGAAUAAGCCAGAAGUGGUUGCAGGGAAUAAGCCAGAAGUGGUUGCAGGGAAUAAGCCAGAAGUGGUUGCAGGGAAUAAGCCAGAAGUGGUUGCAGGGAAUAAGCCAGAAGUGGUUGCAGGGAAUAAGCCAGAAGUGGUUGCAGGGAAUAAGCCAGAAGUGACUUCAGGGAAUAAACCAGAAGUGGUUGCAGGGAAUAAGCCAGAAGUGCCUUAAGAGAAUAAGUCAGAAGUGCCUCCAGGUAUUUAGCCAGAAGUGGUUGCAUGGAAUAAGCCAGAAGUGGCUAAAUGGUCAGUAGACCCAAGGGGAAAGCCUAAGGUUGGCUAUAUGUGACCACACUUCACAGAAUUCGCCAGUGGCUGGCUUAAAUGUCAACUGACUUUAGAAACCAAGCCAGAGUUUGGCUAGAUGUCAAUAGACUACUUGUCCUAGAAGAAGCAAGUUGGCUAGAUGUAAGCUGACUCCAAUAUAUAAAGCAUUGGUCCCUUAAAUGUCUACAGACUGCAGAGACUGAGAGGCAGUGUUACAAAUGUUAUAAUUACCCCUUAUUGGGGCAGAACAGCCCUAUUGGGUUUAUUUAAUGGUUAAAUGAUUCCCUUUUCUCUGUAAUAAUAAAACAGUACCUGUACUUGAUCCCAACUAAGAUAUAAUUACCCCUUAUUGGGGGGCAGAACAGCCCUAUUGGGUUUAUUUCAUGGUUAAAUGAUUCCCUUUUCUCUGUAAUAAUAAAACAGUACCUGUACUUGAUCCCAACUAAGAUAUAAUUACCCCUUAUUGGGGGGCAGAACAGCCCUAUUGGGUUUAUUUAAUGGUUAAAUGAUUCCCUUUUCUCUGUAAUAAUAAAACAGUACCUGUACUUGAUCCCAACUAAGAUAUAAUUACCCCUUAUUGGGGGCAGAACAGCCCUAUUGGGUUUAUUUAAUGGUUAAAUGAUUCCCUUUUCUCUGUAAUAAUAAAACAGUACCUGUACUUGAUCCCAACUAAGAUAUAAUUACCCCUUAUUGGGGGCAGAACAGCCCUAUUGGGUUUAUUUAAUGGUUAAAUGAUUUUUAGUAGAUUAAGGUAUGGAGAUCCAAGUUAGGGAAAGAUCCCUUAUCCUGAAAACCCCAGGUCCUGAGCAUUCUGGAUAACAGGUCCCAUACCUGUAUAGCACAUUUAUUCACUUUACAUUACACAUAUUAUUAAUACCUACCUCAGCUGUUAUCAGUCUGUAUGAUACCUACCUCGGCCACACAGAUCUGAGGGUUAAUUUAUGACCUCCAAUUCAGGUUUUUUACCCAUCAUGCCAGUGUUUUCUCCCGUGACUCCAUUGUGGUUACUGGCAGGAGUUGAACCUGACGCAAUUGCAGCCAAUGUGUUAAAUACGCAUCACGCAGCCCAACUGCAACUGACUGGGGGGUUGGAUUUGCGCUUCCUCAACUUCUCCAACCCCAAUACCCCCCCCAUUCAGACUGAGGAUGAGAUAAAUAUUCCUGUCCAUUUCAUUGGUCCCAUUAGAUUCAUUUGUUUUGUACAUGAUGAUCUGAUUGCCCCGGCACAACUGUAACUCCCCGUAUCAUGCACUAUUUAAUUUAUUUAUGUAUUAAAUAAACUGUAUAUACACUUAUUUAUAAAGCUA